Dioszegia hungarica is the source of this 3807-nucleotide messenger RNA. RefSeq lists its product as uncharacterized. NCBI's taxonomy places the organism in Eukaryota, Fungi, Basidiomycota, Tremellomycetes, Tremellales, Bulleribasidiaceae. The record is from RefSeq and is a predicted model, not a curated record. The transcript has 17 exons. Bases 1 to 3807 code for a protein of 1268 amino acids.
AUGUCGCUGACCUUGUCUCGCCCAUUUACUAUCUCCACAUACGAUCCUCCCUCUACUGUCGACUUCUUCACAGGCGGACAAGCUCUAGGCGGUGGACCGGUUCCAAGGGCUUUCGAACGAGACGCGACGGGAACUCCGCCAAGGCAGAACUCGAAGAGCACAGAUCUGGACAAGACACCUCCUGCGGAAGCGAAAGUCCUACCCUGGGUUGAACGAGUCGAGACUGGCACGAUACCGGACGGAAUGUUUGGACCAUACGACUCAGUACCGCCUUCGAGGAUGCCGACUUUGCACGAAGCGCCCGUUCCUGAGCCACGAGGCCGAAUUCACCAUCCUUUCGCCUAUACCGCAUCCGCCACUAUCCCAUUUGCUGCUGUCGGGCAUGAGCACGAGACGUACGAUCAUGGUCCUGCGCCACCCGUCAAGGAUGGACGAGAGCGGGAAAGCGAGGUCAUGAGCCGAGGAGCAGGCCUGAAGAGCAUGUACCAGGCGGCGCUGGGCACUUUUGGUGGUGGAAAGUUGGGGUCGAGCCGGACCGAGGGAGGUGGAAGCCCAGAGCACGGGAAUGAGCAUCGGUCUCCGAGGAAAGCGGCCACCAGCCGAGGCGGCUCUCCAGUCAAGUCUGCUCCAAUCCGUCCAGUACCCACCCACGACCCUCCAACGGACCCACUUCCACCCACUCCCCAAGCCAGGACCACCGCUUCUGGUCUGGGACGUAAGCCCGCCCCAGUCGCAGAGCCGCCCCAUCACGACUCGGACGACCAGCCUCACCUACACCGUCCGCAUCACGACUUUCCCUUCUCGCACCACGAAGCGGCACAGAAGCAGGCCGCUGCCGUCCAGCAGGCUCAUGCUGAGGCGCUCGCUCGGCUCGAAGCUGUCAGGGGCGACGUUCCGGAUCUCCCGCCAUCAGGCCCGAAAGGUCCGCGCGCGACGUACGACACCCAGACUAGCGGGCCUUCUUUUGGCCAUAUCGACCACCAAGAUGGCCAUCCUACCUCCGCUCGGCAGUCAUAUCAGCUUCCCAUGGGCGUCGGCUCAGCUCCAAUGGUACGCGAGAAUGCCCAGUCGGGUGGGGCGUUCUAUCGCAUCCCUUUCGGCGUCCCCAUGACGGCCAAUCUGCCGAGGCCGAUGGUGCUCAUGCGGACCGGUACCGGUGUGGGAAUGGGGCCGGGUAUUGGGAGUAUUGGGCUGGGGAUGCAGGGAGCGAGAUUGGAGGAGGUGCCGGAGGUCAGCGAGGCGAGUCGGAAGAGGGACGAUCGGAGUGCUUUCGUCGAGACUGUGGAGGAUGAGCAAGAGCCCAAGACGCCCACUCUUAAAGUCCGGAAUCAGUCGCUACCUUCACAAACUGCCAGCCAGGCAGAGCCGGCUCCGGCGAGGACCGAAUCUGAGCUCAACCCGAUGAGGAUGAGCCAGCAGACCAUGCAGAAUCCUUAUGACUCCCAGACGCACGCCAUCGACCCGGAGCAGUAUCCGCCGCAUAUGGCUCAGCAGCGCGAAGCGCAUCAUCGAUCGAGAGCACCGACCCAUGCCUCAAAGGCGCCAACCCAAACAGCCCGGUCGGCUCGCUCGCACCAUCACCAGCCCAGCCAGGAUCAUACAUUCAGGACCAACAGGGACGGGACCGAGAACGACAAGCCUGCUCCUUCCGCUCAUCAUCAGCACGCGCCGACAGAGCGGACUCACAAAGCUCAUACCGUCGCUUCCGACCACCGCACUUUUGGCGGCAAGACACCCAGCCCCGAGCAUCAUGGUCAUCAUCACCCACCCGCUCCCGCCUCGAUCGCUCCAACCAGCGCGUCCAACGUCAAGAAGAUCGUCAAGGACAGCUCAUUCCAUGAUGAGACGCUCUGCGAGCUUUUCGAAGCGGCCAGACUGAAUCUGAUCGGGCCGGAGGCGAAGAAGGCGCUGCAGCGCGCUGCGAGGGCGAGGGUCAUUGAGUUGAAGGAUAUCAAGGAGAAGGGCGAUGCUUCUGCUGCCUACCCUACCGUCCCUGCUGGGUAUCCCACUCCACCCAGCUCUGGCGAGAAGAGGAGCAAGUCGAAGGCGAAGCAGAGCAAGCAGCCUACUAUGUCGGCGGUGGAGGAGUAUGCAGCGAUACCCGUGCAAGACGAGUCCAUCCCGCCGAAAUGGGCUCAAACAUUGACCGACCAAAUGGCGGAACUCGAUGCCCGCUUUGCUCAGCUCGCCGAGCAGCAAUUCCAGGCGGAGCUGCGCAAAGCCACUACCCACAUGAGCCCGGACGCCAUGCACGAUGAGACCGACACCAUCCCCCAAGACCUCAUCAACGACCUGAUUUUCCAUGGUCUGCCCACUUCAGCCUUCACCGCCGAUAUUGCCGGCUUCUACCCCAUGGGUCCGCCCGUCCACGCCGGAGCGACUUACGAGUACGCUCCAAGCGCCAAGAUCCGGACCAUAACGCCCAGCCACAAGGCGCGGGAGAACAGCGGGGACGUCACCCUCACGUGGGGCUCGGAGGUCGAGAUGCCCUCGGGAGCGUCACCGCCCAAGCCACGCCAGCCUCUCGGUCCGACGAUCAACGUCCAGCCACCGACGGAGAGUAAUGCUCGGACGAGGCUGGCGAGUAUUCCGUCCAGGACGGAUCCGAGAACGCCAGUCCGGACGGAGAUCGAUUUGAUCGAGGAGCAGAUUAUCCCUGGUUCGGGAAUGGCGGAGAAGAGCCUGCCGGAUACGCCUGAUGCGAGGGAGCACAGCGUACGGUCCACUGCGCCAAGCCCCGAGAUGGCCAGGGGAACGGGAGCAGGAGCGGCGGCCGAUUACUUCAGUAAUGACCAGUACCAGUCUCGACCGACGCAGUCCAGGUCGUCCACGCCGGUCCAGAAUCACGCUCCUAGGCCGGCUACGACCUACGCCAAGUCGGCGGCGAAUGGCAAUGGCGAGACCAACGGACUUUCGUAUCGCUCUCAACAUCCCACUGAGCCGUCAGCUAUCACCCAAGACGCCGUCACUGCCCCCACGCACUUCACUCGUCACCCCGAGAAGCACGGCAAGGACAUAAUCUACGUCAAGGAGGCGGUUGAGGUGGCGCCGGAGCUGGGUCCCUGGGAUCGCGUUACGCAGCAGCUGUAUACUUGGGCACUGGUCUGGGAGGAUGACAGCUUUACCAAGGCGCUCGAGGGGCUGGCGCUGGGCCGGCAGGUGGAGAUGAUGCCACUCACGGUGUUUAGCAUGAUGACUUUCAAGCGGCUGCUCAACCGGAACCUGACCUCCAACCCGCCCAAGGCGUGCGACAAGCUGUUCGUACCGCCUCUUAUGGCUGAAGCUAUCAACAAGGCAGUCCACAACAAGCAGAUCGAUAACGCGCGCCAAAUCCUCGAGGAUCUUUGGUAUCCCUUUGGCUUCAAGACUCCACCGAGGGUCAUCAUUGCGCUCGCCAAACACCGGAACGAGGCUGAGAAAUGGACCGCACACCGCUUCGACCUCUCGACCGGCCACUUGACAACAUACGGCGUGACGUCCGGGCCGCAGAACCUUCCGGAUGGAAGGCCUUUCAUGUGGUGGCACCCGAUCCGCGCCGCUUGGCCCGAGUAUCACAUCCCCGACCCAGAACAGCUCAAGCAGCGGGUCGAAUGGGUCAUCACGCCUGUGGAAGAGCGGAACGACAACUCCCUCAAGGCGCUCAACUACGCGAGGAACCUCUUGUUGGGCUUCAGACCGGAGUUGGCGCGCGACCUGGUCAAGCUGCGGGAGACGGUAUGGGAAGAGGUCAAGCGGCUGUUGCACAAGAAGAAGUUGGGUCAUUUGGUCGUUCAUGUCGACCGCGACUCGCACGAUCAUGAAGUAUGA